UUGGACUGUCCGAUCCCUGAUCACAUGGAAUGGCGCAAGGACGAAUGAGAAAAGAGUCGCUGGAAUGGCUUCGAAGGAUCGGUUCUCUUAGCUGGCACGCUCCAUGCAGGCCCUGGUCCCGGGCGGUUAACGACCAUCGAGGCAUGCAAGGGACCAUGCGGACGGACUUACCUGGACUUCAACCGUGGACUGGAUCUCCCGAGUCGGAGCAGACGUUGAAUUCGAAAAAGGAGAAAGUCUUGGGUGAGGAUCAGGAGUGGAUCGGGGUUACCGCCGCCCUCCGCGCGCUUGUGGAGAAAUUCCCUAUCGUCAUUCAUGUUGGCAUCCCUCCGUCCUGCCCACGUUCGUCCUUAUUUUCCGCAUCGAACCCGCCCUUCGCUUCUCCUUUAAUUCUCCCUAAUUUCAACUUCCUGCCAUCAUGCCCUCCCAGCCUCUGCCCCCCGUCCCCCCUCCGCAAUGGGUCGUGGACCUGAACUCCCCCAAGCCACGUUCCCCCAAGUCCGCCGCCAGCAUCCCCGACCCUCCAGGUUUCUCCAGUCGCAAGGAAGGAGGCAAGAACCGAUCACAGCAACAGUCGACCUCCACCUCCUCCGCAUCCAAGCCCGUCGAAACCGAUACCCUCAAGCUGAAAAAGGCCUGGGAGAUCGCCCUGGCGCCGUCUAAGCAGAUUCCCAUGAACGCGAUCAUGAUGUACAUGUCCGGAAACAGCCUUCAGAUCUUCAGUAUCAUGAUGGUGUUCAUGCUCUUCAAGGGCCCCAUCCAAGGCCUGAUCAACACCAACACCGUGUUUGCCAAGUUCGAGACGGACGGAACAAAGGGGAAACUCCUCGGAGUGAAGGCGAUGUAUGUGCUGAUGCAGUUGGUCUUGUUGGGGCUUGGGGUGUGGAAGGUGAAUGCGAUGGGACUGCUACCGACUACGAGGUCGGAUUGGCUAGCUUGGGAAUCUGAACGACAACCGGUGGAGCGAGCGUACUUUGCUUUGGGCUGAUGGGUUAUGUCGUUGGAGGCAGGGAGUAAGGCAGAAAGAAUACGGAGGGAAAUGCUUGUUGCAGGGCAGUUAUGUUGGAUCUCUCGGUUAAUCUCUGGUUUUUAAGAGCGUGUAUACUUCUACAGUUUUGCAGGAAUAUAUGAUACGAAAGUUCAUGCCUG
Aspergillus steynii IBT 23096 is the source of this 1149-nucleotide messenger RNA. RefSeq names its product ER membrane protein complex subunit 4. The coding region runs from base 419 to 988 and encodes 189 amino acids. Lineage: Eukaryota; Fungi; Ascomycota; Eurotiomycetes; Eurotiales; Aspergillaceae. Gene Ontology annotation, biological process: protein folding in endoplasmic reticulum. Gene Ontology annotation, cellular component: EMC complex. The transcript is spliced from 3 exons. The record is from RefSeq and is a predicted model, not a curated record.